Phytophthora sojae is the source of this 2106-nucleotide messenger RNA. RefSeq lists its product as hypothetical. The record is from RefSeq and is a predicted model, not a curated record. The transcript has 2 exons. The coding region runs from base 1 to 2106 and encodes 701 amino acids. NCBI's taxonomy places the organism in Eukaryota, Oomycota, Peronosporomycetes, Peronosporales, Peronosporaceae.
AUGGGCCGGAACACCAAGCGCCGUGCAGCGAGCAGGAAGCCCCUUAAGACCAAGAAGCCGCGCGUGCGUCCUGCCCCCUCCGCAGACGCCACGACGCUCCCCGACCUGGUGACGCUGCUGCACCUGCAGCUGGUGCCGUUCCUGACACCGCGCGACCUGUCGCGGCUGCUGCGCAGUCUCGCGCGUCUUGUGUCGGCGGAGCUGCGCGAGUCGUUGGCCUCCACGGGGCUCCGCCGCCUCUACGAGCGCGAGUCGGCGCACUUCGGCCAGCGCUGCAGCUCGGACUGGCACCUGCUGGUGCCGACGGAGGCCGAGGGCGGCGAGGGCCCGUGCGUUACCUGCAGUCCCGACGCGCCCAAAGAUCUGCCGCUGCCCCGAGUGCUCAACGCCCGCGAGCACCUGCUGGAGGCCGCGUGCCUGGCCGCUGAAGGCUUCGGCGACGUGUGCGACGGCGUGCUGCAGAUGCACUUCGGCCAGUUCGCGUCGCCCCGCCUCGGCUCCAUGCAGCCCGUGGUCUUCUCGCUGGCGACUGCGCUCGAGCUGCAGCAGCAAGAGGAUGCAUGUAGCACCAAGACCCGUAGGCUCAAGCAGGAGGGGGCUGAGGCCGAUGAGGACAUUGACACAGACGACGUGGCCCAGCUCACGAGACUCAUGGACGCGGUGCACAUGGGCGUGGGCACCCAGUUCUUCAGUAAACGGAAGCAGAACUGCGCACCGACGAACGCCGUGGAGGCUCAUUGGCGGAGUAUCACGGUGGACGCCAAGACGGGGGAAACCACGUGCGGCUACUGCCAGUUCAUCGCGGCGCACGCGUCCGCACAUCGCUGCGAGAGGUGCACGCAAGUGUUCGCCAGACUCCUGCAGCAGCACUGCAGCGCGCUGUAUCAACCGCUGAAGAAGUUCAUGCUCCGACAUCUCAAGCACGUGCGCUACAUGAAGCCAUGUCGCGGGUGGAACUGUCUGGACGACGACUUCCAAGACGACGACUUGAUGGACCUCAUUGCAGGAUUCACGCCUGCUGGAGUGCUCUGUGGCGUGUACUUGACCGACCUGCGGAUCCCACGCAGCAUGGUUCGAGACAGACUGGCGCUGGCGCUGUUGCCACUGGGUCUUACAUCGUACCUUGCCCCCGAGGAUGCAUUGAGCCUGCUAGUACAUUGUUCGCCUUCUUUAUCCCAGGUCGUCCGUGAUGCCGUCGCCACUCAGGGCCUCAAAACCUUCUACGACCGAGAGGAGGUGCAUCUCGGCAAGGGCUGUAUGCGCGACUGGCAUCGCUUGGUGCCUUCAAGGACAGUAGCCAGCCACCUCGAUCGCUGCAGCUGCAGUCGCAAUGCCAAUCCACUGCCAAACGACCUCCCGCUGCCUCGGCAGCUCAAUGCGCGCCACCACUUGCUGGAAGCUAUGUGUUUGGUCUACAGGGGCAUCCAGCCGCACUGCUUCCAGGUUCUUCAACUGGACCGGAGCUUCGAGCGCCGACAAUAUGGCGUGCUUCAACCAGUCGUCUUCUCUCUCGCAGCGGCGCUGGAGGAACAGCCGAGUAGUAACAGCGAACAGAAGGCGAUCGAUGUGAAGGAUGUGGCGCUGCUCACGCGUCUGAUGAACAGAUUGGAGACGGACUUUGGCUCGCGCUUCUUCCGUUCGUCCGACCACCGCCGCUGUCCUGCGGGCGUCCUGGAGGCGCACUGGACAAGUAUUCACGUGGACUUGGCCACUGAUACGACGUUCUGCCACUUUUGCGAUGCCAAUACAGGCAGCAUGGUUGAAGGUCCUUUGAACCCGCAGUUCCGAGAGGCCGAGUACGAGUUUCUGAUGCGCCAGCACUGCCGCGACGUGUACCAGCCGCUCAAGAAGUUUAUGGCGCGCCACUUGCAGCACGUGCGCUACGUGCGUCCUCCGCGCGGGUGGAACGAGGCCGGCGACAAUUUCCAGGGCAACGAGUGGCUCGACCUCAUCGCGGGCUUCACACCCGGCGGCGUGCUCUGCGGCGUGUACCUGACGGACGUCCGCAUCCCGCGCGCCUGGAUCAACGACCGCCUCGCCCCCGGCGCGUAUCCGUUCGACGAGAGUGCAGUCGACCUCACGCGUCUGCGUAUCGCGUACGAAUAA